Pipistrellus nathusii (Nathusius's pipistrelle) is the source of this 453-nucleotide messenger RNA. The record is from the annotation of a GenBank genome assembly. NCBI's taxonomy places the organism in Eukaryota, Metazoa, Chordata, Mammalia, Chiroptera, Vespertilionidae.
AUGGCCUCCUGCACAGGACCUGCCAGGGGCGCCCUGCUCCUGCUCUGUUGGAUGGGAGCCUUGCUGUCCGUCCAUGCGGCUCCCGUCCCUGACAGUGACCUGAAGGAAAUCAUCAUAGAACUAAGGGCCUCAGCGGAGAGACUUCUGGAAAGCUGCAAAGAGACGGGCCUGCCGAAGUCCAGGCUUCACCGGCUGCGGCCUUUCGCCUCCGACUGCCGACCGCCACACUACAUCAACAGCUCAGCCGUCCUGCCUUACUUCAGGGCCAUCAAACGUCAUCCGUGUCUUUGUGAAGACAACAUGGACAUCGAUGACAUCAUACAGCAGCUCGAAAAGCCCCUAUUUCCACGUGGGCCGGAAGCGAACGUUUCGGCGCCUGACAACAGCUUUGAAUGUAAGAAGUUCUCCUGGGCGGUCGUAGAGGAGUUUUCUAGGUGUGUGAAAUCGCUGUAG